Molecule: messenger RNA, 7757 nt
Organism: Puntigrus tetrazona (Sumatra barb)
Lineage: Eukaryota; Metazoa; Chordata; Actinopteri; Cypriniformes; Cyprinidae
Gene: mbd6
Product: methyl-CpG binding domain protein 6
Exons: 14
Coding region: 2165-6106 (1313 amino acids)
Cellular component (GO): chromocenter; nucleus
Molecular function (GO): DNA binding; chromatin binding
Source: RefSeq, a predicted model, not a curated record
UCAAGAUUGAACCUAAACCCUAAAAAGUAUUGGUGAUCCCAAGUUAACCGAUAUUACAAUUCAAUUCGUCCCGUCUGUGAUUGGGAUUAUCAUCGACGAUAGGAGCGACUAGUAUGGGUUGAUCUCUAACAUUCCCAGGGUUUAAUAUGUUGUGCUUGAGUAAACGGCACACGGUUCUCGGACGUUUCAAACACCGCUCAGACUCCACCACUCGCGGGACCGGGAAAGCGACUUGUUAAAUCACCACGUCCCACCGUUUAACGGCUUUAAAUGCCGUGUCUUAUUAGCCGCGACACACGGCGGCUCGCGGUCAGGCGCUCAUCUCGUUAGUAUUCCGAAACUCUUCCAAACACAAGAGUUAAGUAGUUAAACUUGCAUGGUGCAAAGCGUGCAAUGUAUUGCCUAGCAACAGCGCAAGUGGGAUGCGCGUAAGGUUAGCGAAUAGAAACCUCAAAUACUGUUUCCAGGAGCAGGGCACCGCUCGCGUUGAGACGCUACUAACACGUCACGAUCGGUUGGCUGUUGCUGUGUAGUCUCCCCGCUGCCUAAUGGUUAUCACCUCCGAGCGUGUAAUUCUAUUGGCAGGUUAUGCUUUUAUUCCCCGAAGUUGUGUUUACUCGACGUUCCUUUGAAGUUCGAACAGGUUUGAGUCUCGGUAACUCCCAAACUUUGUCGAGUUAGCCGGCCUUCGACGCGGUAGGAGGUUGAUCUGAUUUAUAUUUCCAACUCGCACCUAACGUUCACGUUGUGCCAACGAAUCACAUUUCGGCUCUGGAGAGCCGCAGACCUCAGUAAAAGCACACGCUCGGAAACAUCUCCUCAGAAUGUGAUUUCCCGCACCUAAGUAGGUUUUAUCCGCGAUUUCCCUCAGUAAUUAUAAAGUACUUACGGGCGAGCCAUUUUUUUGUUUUCUCGGCUAACUGACACAAUAAGGCCAAUAAAGACGUGCGUGUGUGUGUGGAAUCAUCAUUUCAUGGCAGACUAACGGAAAGAUCUUUCUCUCAGGAUAUUCCCGCCUCCCGCUCACUUCGAUCAAAUAUUUCGCAUUGGCAGAUUAAGUUAACGAACAUCUAAGGUUACCGGAUUUAAUUUGCGUGGCAUUUUGACUAGUUUGGUCCGUUUUUUUUUAUUUUUAUUUAUUUAUUUUACAAUUAAAAAACACGACUGAUCGUUAAUUUACUUGCGUUUUAUAUUAAAUAAUAAUACCAUGGCGGUUGAGAAGGCGGUUAGAUUCAAAUUUGAACUUGUGGAUAUAAACGAACUCGUAGUUCAAAUUCGAAUCUAACGUCUGAAUUGAAAUUCUCUUAGCAGUGACGCAAACUGUAGCCGUUUACAGAAUGAUUUCAUAUCGUACAAAUAUUGUCAUUUUAAAACAAUCCCAGCAGCUGCAAAAGUCCACCUAUUUAUUUUCGUACCAGGGUGCGUUUUUCUCGGUGAGCGGUUCUCGCGCUCCUCCUAGCGGACGCGGAAUUGUACGGAAUUCCCGACCCGACGGGCAGCAGCUACCGCGCAUGCGCGGACGAAAACUCCAUGAUUUUUUUUGGCACGGGAUCCUAAGGAAAAAAUAGGAACUUGGAAACGGAGAUAAACUAAAAGCGGCCUCACAAAGACACGAUCGACCCCUCGCUCGCGUACGCGCGCGGAAAAGACGCUUAGGAGGGCGCAGGGGCUUCGGAUGAAGCGAUUGCACGCUCCGCGGCCGAGCAGGAUUCACGCGAAACUGGACGACAAUGCACGGGGCGCAAUAAAACCGAGCGUUAUUGCUCUUUGUUUUUAAGCAGGACGGCUCGGAUGGUGCGCGGGGAUGAAGACGCGGGGAAGUGGCUAAAAAUCACGCGGCGUUCGUAACAGCUCCCGCCACGGCGGCAUUUGCGGCUCGAGUCCGUCGAGACCCUUGUUCGGUGUUUCGCCUGUGUCGUGCAGCGCGCCGAAGAAGCAGGAAACUUCGUAAACACAGAGAUUGUCAGCUUCUGGAGAGUUUCGUAGAAGCCUCCCGGUCCAUCUGAGAGGAGCGGGAAAGAUUGUGUGUCGAGACAGAAUUGUUGUUGCAUUGUGUUGUGCUUCGUUAAUGCUGCGUAAAUGUCCUCCGAAGAGUGUAUUUCACGACUGGUGCUGACCGAGGCUGUAUAAAAAUGAAAAGGAGCUGGAUGUGUGUGAGCAGAAAAUGACGGGAGGCAGUGAGAGUGCAGCAGGAGAAAAAGAUGGAGGUACGACGCUCAUCGCUCAGAUCCCGGUUGGCUGGCAGAGGAAGGUGGAAAAUGGGGCUGUGUCGUACAUCAGCCCGAGUGGUACAGUCCUUCGAUCUGUGGAUGAGGUGAGGGCGUAUCUGCGGACAGACGGCACAUGUAAGUGUGGUCUCGAGUGCCCGCUAGUCCCAAAUAAGGUCUUUAAUUUUGACCCUGCUGCGAUGGUCCGAGCUCCUGGUCAUCAGUCAGGGAAAAUAGAGGAAGACAUGACCAAACUCUGUAAUCAUCGCAGGAAAGUUGAUGCCAUGGCGGCAUUAUGCCAAAGCAUGCAGCCCUCCCAUCUUCCCUCGCCAGCUCAAACCACAGGAGGUGUUAUAUACUCGGUGGACGGCAGAGAGCCGAGAGGAUCAAUGGUGGCUCAUGGAGACGGCGUCCACUGCACUUACCCUCAGCUAAGACACAACCAACCCAAAUCCAACAUUGGAUUUCCUCUUUCAUCUCCACGCUCUGUUGUUCAAAACGGUUCUGUUAACCUCACCCCAAAUUCACGGCCUCCAGAACAGGGUUCGCCUUUAAAGAAACCCCAGACGCCAGUGGGCUGCAUGCCUGGUUACCCAAAACAGCAGUGGAGCCCUCAUCCCCCAAGCAUCCCCCAAAGGACAGUGCACAACCCCACUUCCCCUAACAGUGUAAGACCAAGUGUACACACUCAUAUACAUCCUCCUGACCCCUCUACAUCUAUAACUCUAAGCGCUCGAGGAAACUCCCAGGGAGCCAGUGUCAAGUCGCCCUCUCCUCUGUCACCUUUAGACACUUUUUCACCCCGCCAACGCUCUCGACACUCUUCCACAUCCUCGCUCUCAGAGGCCCAAGGGUCUGUCUUCAUUCAGGGAGGCAAACCGUGCUCCUCGCCCAAGCUUCCUCUAGCGCCUUCCAGCCCUUGUAGUCGCUUGGAGGGCAUUCUGCAGCACUACAAAGACUGUAGCGCGAGCUCCAGCGCUAACCAAAGCAACCAUCAGACGGUGUUGGUGCAUCCCAACGCAGGCGACAAGAGGAAUGGCGUGUGCUCUGCUCAACCCCCGGGACUGCUUGGCCUUCCACUAGGUCAGAUUCUCAACCAACAGAAGAGUCAGCAAAAGGGCCACAUUAAUAACUCUUUUCCGGCCAGCAGCCUCCUUUCUGCGGCCGCUAAAGCCCAGCUGGCCAACCAGAAAACCCAGCUCAAUGCAGCCGAAGCGCUGACCACACUCCCUCUCGCGGGCUUGGACAAGGAGCAGCAGUCAAAGGUAUUGAUUAGCACUUUAAACAGUAGCGUCCAUCCCACUUCCGCCAGAGCGCAGUCCCUCACCGCCCUUUUGCUUCCGCACUCCCCUUCCCUUUCCCCGGCUUCCCCUGCCGUAGCGGAGAAAAACUUGAGGCGUAAACGUCAGAGGCGCUCGCCCACCGUAUUGAGCAUGCUCAAGGACUCGCAGUUGGGUCGGACCGCGGGAGAUCUCUCCGGGCCGCCUCAGCUCAUCUCGCCAUGCCUUUCGCCAACUUCUCCUCCCGUACCUCAUUUAGACAACCACCGGCUGCCCGUCGCUCCUCCGAAUACCUCCAGGUUGCAGGAUUCGGAGGAAGGCAGGAAGCCAGGACUUGCUAAUUCCCUCCCAUCUCCAUCCCAGCCCCUUUCCGCCCUGCUUCAGCUUCUUAGCAUGCAAAACGCAACCCAGCAGUCCACUGCCAUGCCUGGCACCAGGCACACAAACACAUUGCCCUCUUCACCCAGACCCAUCACUCCGCAGACGCCCCAAUGCGAAGCGCAGUCCGGGUUACGUUUACCCAACCACGCCCUGCAACCUCAACCCCAGAGCACAGUGCCCGUGCCGGACCCUCCCAUCCAGCGACCCCCAUCCCUACCCUUUCCUCUGAUGGGUGACGAGACAACCUUGAACCUCAAAACAACCUCCAGCAGCGCCAUCCUGAACUUGAGCCAGACGACGCCGGACCUCAGCAGUUCAAUUUUGAGCAUGAUGAACCAGAUGUCCUCAACAUGCUUGCCCUCAUUCCCGGAGAAAGGUUGUGGACCCAAAACAGCAGAGGCUUGUCUUGACCACAAUACCUACCAAAUUAACCAGUCCAACCACAAUCAAGCCGUGGAAAGUAAAGGUCCUAUGGAUUCGAUGGAUCAACCGGACUCGGAUGCAAGGUUGCUGGGUGGCUGUGAGCCGGACCACAGCCUAUCUCUGCCCCCCUCUUCUGACCUCUCUAACCCUACAGCCGACCCCGCUGUCUCCUUGCCGCUCGCAGAGGCUUUUCCCUUCAUGUCUCAAGAGCAGCUCCUCCAGCUUCUCUCCUCCAACGCCGGUCUGCCUUCCCUGCUCCCGCCGUUCCUCGGCUCCCUUCCUUUAGGGGUCUGGACGGGCGGCCAGCCUGCCCAAGCUCAGCCGACCGGUGCCAUCCUAAACCAGGGCUCUCCUCUCAACAUCCUCAACCAGGGCGAGCUCCCUCUGGUGAGCCUGUUAAAUCCGCCCAGCUCCGCCGAGGCAGGGGUGGAGGCCGGCGAGAAACCCCCCGGGCUUCAAGCCCUGCUCAUGGCUUCGUUGCUGCUCGGCCAGAAUCCGGCCGCCAUGCUGCCGCUGCCAGCGCUCAACUUGGAGCUGCCCGCGCUACAGCAGGUGUUCGCGGACGGAGCGUCCCUGGAGAAGACCCCCGCUCUGCUGGACUCGGUCCUGAUGGGGCCGGGGCUCCUGGAGGCCCUGCAGACUCUAGCGCCCAGCGCAGACGGCCAGUCGCUGCUGCUUUCAGCCCCUCUCACUCCACCCCCUCAUGCCUUCCUGUCGCUCAACCCCGCUCUGCUGACCGCAGCUCUCGCCCAGACCGAACCCCUGCCCAACCACACUCCACCCCCCCCGCCUCACUCUCAGGGGACUCUAGUUUCUACCUCGGUGUCCUGCGGCCCUCUGGUGUCCAGCACGGGGCCGGAAGUGUGUGACCCUCUGGCCGAGCAGGACAAGAACAACACCCAGACACCUCAGUUCCUGCCGCCUCUGCUCGCCCCCGGCGUUCUUGGUGAGCUCACAGCUCUGGGUAACAUCAGCGGUCUUCACGGAUUAUUAGGAGCGGGGCCCCUUCUUCUGCCGCAGGGCCCGUCUCUGAGCGUCCCGCUAGCCCCGAACCAGACGGCGCUCAACCCGCUCACCUGUCUGCAGCUGACGAUGGCGCCGGCGCUGAUGGGAGAGAAACCCGUGGCUCUACACGAGACGCCUUCGUCACAAGAUCAGCUUCCCUCGGCUUCGCUAUCCCAGGAUUCCCUGCUCGACCCGGUCCAGACGCCGCAGCAGCAGAGAGACCCGUCCCCGGGCUCCGGUCCAGGGCUGUUUGACCCGUACGGCUCCUUCAUGGACACCAUCUACACCUCCUUCCUUCAGGUGAGCGAGCGUGAUUCGUACCCGGAGCUGCCGCCUCCUCUCAGCCCGCGCCGAGCCUGCUCCGUCCACAACCCAGACCUGACCCGCCUCGGCCUGGACCCGGCCCAGUCCCAGUCCCCGGCCCGAGGGACGCCCAAACCCAGCGAGGACCCGUCGACCCCGCCGCCCUGCGACGCCCCGCUGGAGGAGGCCAAGACCGACGGCUCGGCCUGCGUCUACAGCAACGGGGUCGGCUCCGGGGCCGAGGGGCUCCGGGGCGAGGAAGAGGAGGAGGAGGAUGAAGAGGAGGAGGAGCGGCUCAGAGAAGCGGCCCAGGACAUCAGAGACGCCGAGCAAGUCCGGGCUGAAGACGUACACACAGGAGCCAGAAGAGGGCGCAAGAGGAAGCAGACGCUGCAGAGAGGGGCGGACCUUCUGGGCGGCAUCGACAGCAUCAUUGAGGAGCCGACGAUAGCGCUGUCCAGACCCGCACGGGCCUCCAGAGGGAAGAGACGCCGCGUCGUCCGAUAGAUACCGAUCGUACUUUCCCGCCAACACCAGCACUGUUGCCACGGCAACACCGUCUGAGCCGCACUGUGAAGAGUCUCCACGAUUCGCUUCGCCUCCGUCUGUCUGUGUUCGCUCACCUUCCGUUACCACGAAUACGACCGAUGUUACAUUGUUACAUUUUCAAACAGUUACCAGGCAACCAAUGAUAACUAUUGUUAAGUUGUAGCAUCGGUUUAGGAAUAGUUAUUGUUUAACUCAGUUACUUUUUGAUUCUUGUUUCAUGAUCGAGGUCCAGUGUGUUUUGACAGCUCUGUUUAACCCUCAGACCGCCCCAGAGGAAGAGGAGUUUAUUUCUUCGUCAGAUUCGGAGGAAUGCAGCACUGCAUCACUUGCUCCUCAGUGACUGCUCUGCUGUGAAUGGGUGCCGUCAAAAUUCAGUGUUCGGCUGCAUAAAUUGCAGUGACGUGAUCAAACAGAGACGCAAACGUAGACAGUGGAAACAUUGAAGUGUCAGAGAAAGAUGCAAAAAAAACAAUCUGAGGCCGUUUAGAGGAGGCCAAUCAGAAAAAACCCAUUACAUUAAAUCCAACAGCGCUGCUCAAGCUCUAUUAAUACACUGAACAUUCACACAAGAUGUGCAUAUUAGCAUCUGUAAUAUUUUCUAGUGUUUUAAAAGCAUCUUCUGCUAAGCAAGGCUGCAUUUAUGAAGUAAAUAAUACAUAACUGGUUCAAGAAGGGGUUCUCGGAGAGGGCCAAAAAACCUUUUACUAACUUGUUCACUUCAAGUUAAAUUGGGCUUUUUCGGUCCUGUGUAUGCUAGAAUAUUAAGUAAUAAUAAUAAUAAAAAAAGCAUUUGGCUAUUUAAUAUAUGGGGAAAAAAAGGCAAAAUAUAUGAUGGUUUUUAUCAGCUGUUAGGACUCUCAUUCUGACGGCACCCAUUCACUCGUACAUGUUGUUUUGGGUGAACUGUUCCGUUAAGAUUUCACUCCCAUCAGUCUCCAGGUGCACGCUUGUGUCCAAACAUCCCUCAGAUGUUGAAUCUGUCUCGUUCUCGGACCAAGCGACUCGUUAUCCCGCAAAUACCCACAAUGCACCUCAUGAACCAUUUUCAGCCCUAGAUUCAUUCGUUAGUUUUCAGUAAUGGCGCCCUGCAGUGACCUCGAAACGAGACCAAAUCUCACUCAACACUCGAUGGUUUGUCUUUGCAGGGCUUUGUGUUUUCUGUUUAGUUUUUUUCCCUGUGUGUGUGUGUGUGUGUGUGUGUGUGUGUGUGUGUGUGUGUGUGUGUGUGUGUGUGUGUGUUAGAAGAGAGGAUCUGUAGGUUUUAGGGGCUUUAGUCGUGGAUCUGCACAGAGCUCAUCAACACAGGCACAAGAUUAUUACUGAAUAUUUAAAAUAAUGAUUUAAUAAUGAGGCUGAUUAUGCAAUUUUACUAUUGAAUUUAUGUAUAUAUGUACAGUUUUAGUAUUUUAUUUUGUACACCUUUUUUAGGAAAAAAUGAUCAAUUUGUAAAAUAUUUCUCCUCCAGAGAAACCCUUCCUUUCUCAUAUUCAUGUUUGAUUUGUAAAGAGAAUACUUUGAGAAUUGUGAACAAGUAGCAUUUCCUUUUUUAUUGGGAUUGAUUUGAUUUUUUUUUUUUUUUAAUUUAACAAAUUAAAAUGUUUUAAACGAU